AUGACACAGGCACUUACGGGCCAUGGUUUUUUCCAGUGGUACCUCCAUCGUAUGGACAGGGCCACCAGUACACGUUGCUGGCAGUGUGCAGACGACUCGGACAUAGCCGAACACACGUUAUUCCAGUGCGUAUACUUGGGAAGGAUUGCGGGAAGCUCUAACCUCCCGGCUAGGUCAUCGUCCGAGCACCAUCGACGUGCCCGACAUAAUCUGUGGUCCAGUGUUCGAGACUCUGCGUUGGAUCCAUUCGAGAAGCAAACGGUUCUUAUAGAAGCAGAGGAAGCUUUUACAUUUUUUUAUCGCAUGGUGGAAAACAUCCUUCCUGCGAAGGAGGAUGAGGAACGACGUCGUCAGGCCGCAGAAAGACCUCCGGAUUCACCGAACUAA
Messenger RNA from Diuraphis noxia (Russian wheat aphid), 387 nucleotides. RefSeq lists its product as uncharacterized. NCBI's taxonomy places the organism in Eukaryota, Metazoa, Arthropoda, Insecta, Hemiptera, Aphididae. The record is from RefSeq and is a predicted model, not a curated record.